Cydia amplana is the source of this 2406-nucleotide messenger RNA. It is a transcript of the gene Osbp, whose product is annotated as oxysterol-binding protein 1. Gene Ontology annotation, cellular component: cytosol; plasma membrane; perinuclear endoplasmic reticulum. The transcript is spliced from 16 exons. The coding region runs from base 97 to 2406 and encodes 769 amino acids. The record is from RefSeq and is a predicted model, not a curated record. Gene Ontology annotation, molecular function: sterol binding. NCBI's taxonomy places the organism in Eukaryota, Metazoa, Arthropoda, Insecta, Lepidoptera, Tortricidae.
CAUAAUGUCACCAGUCUACUGAUUAUGGUGGACGUGGCCUAGGUGGUGAAUAUUUUUUGUUGUAUUAUGUUUUCAUCGUCAUAAUAUAAUAAGGAAAUGUCUGAAGCGAUUGUGCCCAAGGGUCAGCCGACUCCCGGCGGCGAUCCUGAAAAGAAGGGGUGGUUGUUCAAGUGGACAAAUUACUUAAAAGGUUAUCAGCGACGAUGGUUCGUGUUAUCGAAUGGAUUGUUAUCUUACUACAGAAAUCAAGCAGAGAUGGCGCACACAUGCCGAGGCACCAUCUCUCUGCUCGGCGCCCUGAUCCACACGGCGGACUCCUGCACAUUCGUGAUCAGCAAUGGCGGCACGCAGACCUUCCACAUCAGGGCGCACGACGAAGUGGAGCGGCAGAGCUGGGUCACCGCGCUGGAGCUGGCUAAAGCCAAGGCCAUUCGAGCACAAGAGUCAGACGAUGACGAGUCGGACGGCGGGGCGGCGGCCUGCGCUGAAGGCGAGAGCGAAGACGCGGGCGGCAUCGCGCGCGAACUAGCUGCCAGAUUCCACGACCUCCGCACCUGCUCGGAGCUGGUGGCGCGGCACGGUUCAGCCCUCCAACGGUCUCUGGUGGACCUGGAGAUCCCACCCUCAGACACCACCAAGCAGGUGUCCGAGCGAGCCACGCUCUUCCGGAUAUCCUGUAACGCCAUGAUGAACGCAUGUUCAGAAUUCAUGAGCGCAGCGGCAGCUUCAAGCGCGCGAAUGUCGCGCGCCCUACAACACGAGCGGGAUCAGAAAAUGCGGCUCCAAGAGGCGGUAGAGCAACUCGCCAGACAACACGACAACUUGGAGAAGGCCGUCAGUCAUCGCACAGGGGGUAACGGCACAGGACAGGGCAAUGAAACAGAGGACGAAGACCAUGAAUUCUUCGAUGCCAUGGAAGAUGGUGUCAGCUCCACGGACGACAAAGCACACAAUUCAUUUGUAAUGAAAGUACCUGUAAACAGAAAAAACAAAGUAAAAAGCGGAGAAAGCUCCGAUGACUCGGAGCCUGAGAUUGUAACAGAGACACAGCAGGUUUACUUCGUGGAGGAGCGACCAGAGAGCUCCAUGGGAGGCGUGGACUCCGCCGCACCCACCAGCAAACCGCCGGCGGACUCCAAGACCAUGGACAUCACAGUCUGGCCGCACGUGUCGCAGGUGGUGUCGAUGGUGGACGGGCACCCUCGGCGCACGCGCGUGCCCGACAAGCCCAACUACCCGCUCAGUCUCUGGUCCAUCAUGAAGAACUGCAUAGGCAAAGAGUUAUCAAAGAUCCCCAUCCCGGUGAACUUCAGCGAGCCGCUGUCGAUGCUGCAGCGGCUGGCGGAGGACUACGAGUACUCGUCGGUGCUCGACGAGGCGGCGCGGUUCAACGACCCCGCGCAGCAGCUCGCCUACGUGGCCGCCUUCACCGUGUCCGCGUACGCCACCACGGCCUGCAGAACGAAUAAGCCCUUCAACCCCCUACUAGGCGAGACGUACGAGUGCGACAGAAUGUCAGACCUCGGCUGGCGGUGUAUCUCGGAACAGGUGUCGCACCACCCGCCCAUGGUGGCGCAGCACUGCGAGGGCGUGGCGGGCUGGCAGUGCUGGCAGGAGUUCACCAUGACCACCAAGUUCCGCGGGAAGUACCUGCAGGUGGUGCCGCUCGGCGCCGCCUCCGCCUGCUUCCCCAGCCAGGGCAACAAGUACACCUGGAGGAAGGUGACGACAACAGUCCACAACAUAAUCGUGGGCAAGCUGUGGGUGGACAACCACGGCGACAUGGACAUCGUCGGCGAGGCGGGCGCGGCGGCCGGCUACGUGGCGCACCUCAAGUACCAGCCCUACGGGUACUUCAGCAAGGACACGCAGCGGAAGGUCACCGGCGUCAUCAAGGACCCCAACGGCGUGCCACGCUACGUACUGCAAGGGCACUGGGACAGCCGUGUGGAGGUGGCGCCCGUGACCAGCGCGUCGCCCGACAACACGGUCUGCAAGACCGGCAAGUUCACCGUGGCCUGGCAGCGCGUCGACGCGCCGCCAGACUCCGACAAAUGGUACAACUUCACCCUGCUGGCGGCGCAGCUGAACGAGCCGGAGCCGGGCGUGGCGCCCACCGACUCGCGGCUGCGGCCCGACCAGCGCCUCAUGGAGGAGGGGCUCUGGGACGAGGCCAACGCGGAGAAGUUGCGGCUAGAAGAGAAGCAGCGCGGCAAGCGGCGCGCGCAGGAGGCGGCGGCCGAGGCGGCGGCGGCGCGCGGCCUGCCCGCGCCCGAGCCGCCGCGCCCGCUGUGGUUCACGCGCGACGCCGGCCCCGGCGAGGCGCAGCUGCGCCAUCUCUACAACAACACCUACUGGGAGUGCAAGCAGCGCCAGGACUGGGCGCGCUGCCCCGACAUCUUCUAG